This is a messenger RNA of Conger conger (European conger), 6114 nucleotides long. Its product is annotated as zinc finger SWIM domain-containing protein 6-like. Gene Ontology annotation, cellular component: Cul2-RING ubiquitin ligase complex. NCBI's taxonomy places the organism in Eukaryota, Metazoa, Chordata, Actinopteri, Anguilliformes, Congridae. The record is from RefSeq and is a predicted model, not a curated record. Gene Ontology annotation, molecular function: zinc ion binding. The coding region runs from base 264 to 3686 and encodes 1140 amino acids. The transcript has 13 exons.
GAGGAUUACCCGACAGUUGGGAAUUCCGCCUUCCAUUCCUUAUAUGGCGUCACACAUGGAUUGGCAGCUAGUCGCAGCUCCACCCACUCUUCCUUAAUUUGGUCGCACAAAGGAUCUGACAGCCCCCACAGUGACCGCCCACUUUACCACACAAGGCCGGUCUGCCCAUAUACGGCAAACAAUCGACUAAAUUGUAUAUUUCUCUCUUCCUUGUCCCAUUAAUAGGGUACGGUGACUCGCACUGGGGCGAAAGCAGUGCGAUCAUGGCGGAGCGCGUUCAGCAGCCCCCGGCCAAACGGCUAUGCUGCCGACCUGGCUACAAUUCUGCCUGCCGACAGGGUCAGCGGGCUGGAGGAUCUGGCUGUUCUGGUUCCGGCCAGACGGGUUCGUGCAAAACCCAGAGUCCGGAGUCGCUCCUGGACAUCGCGGCGAGGAAGGUGGCGGAGAAGUGGCCGUUCCAGAGGGUGGAAGAGCGCUUUGAGAGGAUUCCGGAACCCGUCCAGAGAAGGAUUGUGUACUGGUCUUUCCCUCGGAGUGAACGGGAGAUAUGCAUGUAUUCCUCUUUCAAUACCGGCGGAGAGGAGAGCGCAGCUGCCUGUGAGAAAGGCGACGAGAGUCGGCUGCCUUUCAGACGGGGUGUCGCUUUGGUCGAGAGUGGGUGCGUUGACAACGUACUGCAAGUCGGGUUCCACCUGAGCGGGACGGUGCGUGAGCCGGCCACGACGACGGAGCCCGAGGCGUCCUACAGCGUGUCGAUCAGCUUCGACCGCUGCAAGAUCACGGCGGUGACGUGCAGCUGCGGCGACCGCGACAUCUUCUACUGCGCCCACGUGGUGGCGCUGUCCCUGCUGCGCAUCCGCCGGCCGCUGCAGGCGCGGCUGCACCUGCCCAUCUCCGAGACGCUGCUGCAGAUGAGCCGCGACCAGCUGCAGAAGCUGGUGCAGUACCUCAUCACCGUGCACCACACCGAGGUGCUGCCCACCGCCCAGCGGCUCGCCGACGACAUCCUGUCGCAGAACUCGCAGAUCAACCAGGUCCACGGGGCCCCGGACCCCACGGCAGGGGCCAGCGUGGAGGAUGAGAACUGCUGGCACCUGGACGAGGAGCAAGUGCAGGAGCAGGUGAAGCUCUUCCUCUCGCAGGGCGGUUACCACGGCAACGGCAAGCAGCUCAACCUCCUCUUCGCCAAGGUGCGGGAGAUGCUGAAGAUGCGGGACUCUAACGGGGCUCGGAUGCUCACUCUGAUCACCGAGCAGUUCAUGGCCGACCCUCGCCUGGCGCUCUGGAGACAGCAGGGCACGGCCAUGACCGACAAGUACAGGCAGCUGUGGGACGAGCUGGGAGCUCUGUGGAUGUGCGUGGUGCUGAACCCACACUGUCGGGCGGAGCACAGGUGGGCGUGGCUCCGGCAGCUCAGGAAGUGGAACUCCGUUGACGUCUGCCCCUUGGAGGAUGGUAACCAUGGCAGCGAGCUGCCCAACCUCAGCCACUCCCUCCCUCAGGGUGCGCAUGGCAACCAAGACUCGAGCAGCAGACCCCACAGGACGGUGUUCACGCGGGCCAUCGAGGCGUGCGACCUGCACUGGCGGGACCCCCACCUGCAGCGCAUCAUCAACAGCGACCCGGACCCCGGCUGCUGUUACCGCGACAACGCGGCGGACUGCUCGCCCUCGGACACCCACGGCUGGCCCAUGUGGCAGGAACACGUCCCGACAGCGUGUGCGCGGGUGGAUGCCCUAAGGUCACAUGGUUACCCCCGGGAGGCGCUGCGGCUGGCCAUCGCCGUGGUGACCACCCUGCGCCGACAACAGCAGAGACAGCUGGAGCUCUUCCGCCGACACAAGAAAGAGUUGCUCCACAAAGGCGUGACCUCCAUCUCGAACUCGGAGGGCUGGGUGGGGCACCCCCUGGACCCCAUCGGCACCCUGUUCAGCACGCUGACGGAGACGGGGCGGGGGGGGGAGGACGGCCCCUCCUUCCUGGAGCCCCCGGAGGGCGGCGGCCAGGCCAAGCGCCCGGAGCCCCAGCCCCUGCCCCCGCGCCGGCCCCAGCCGGAGGGCGACCCCUGGCUGCCCCUGGCCGUGGAGAUGGCCCUGCUGGGCCUGGGGCAGCAGCGGAACAUGCCGGAAGGCCUCUACGCCCAGGAGAAGGUGGGCCGCAGCGAGGAGCAGCUCAUCGGCAGGCUGCAGGAGGUGGUGCUGGACCACGGCCUCCUCAAGAUCUUCCGCAAGCAGGCCAUGUUCCUCCUGGAAGGUGGUCCGUACAGUGGUCUGGGGGAAAUCGUUCACAGGGAGAGCGUCCCCAUGCACACCUUCGCCAAGUAUCUCUUCUCCUCUCUGCUACCUCACGACGCUGACCUUGCCUACAGGAUUGCACUGAGAGCCAUGAGGUUACCAGUUCUGGAGUCCGGGGCGACCGCCAGCGACCUGUCGCGACCCCACCACAUCGUCUCCGUCGUCCACAACCGCUACCCACGCUGGUUCACCCUCAGCCACAUCGAAUCCCAGCAGUGUGAGCUCGCCUCCACCAUGCUCACUGCUGCCAAAGGUGACAGCCGGAGGCUGGAGACGGUGUUGGAGUCCAUACAGAAGAACAUCCACUCCUCCUCUCACAUCUUUAAACUGGCCCAGGACGCCUUCAAGAUCGCCACGCUCAUCGACAGCCUACCGGAUAUCACCCUGCUCAAGGUCGCUCUAGAGCUGGGACUACAGGUGAUGCGGAUGACUCUGUCCACGCUAAACUGGCGCAGGCGUGAGAUGGUGCGAUGGUUAGUCACAUGUGCCACAGAAGUAGGCGUGUACGCUCUGGACAGCAUCAUGCAGAACUGGUUCACGCUCUUCACCCCGACGGAGGCGACGGGCAUCGUGGCGUCGGCGGUGAUGUCGAGCUCCACGGCGCUGCGCCUGCGUCUGGACGGGCGGCAGCAGGACAGCCUGGCGGGCAGCGCGCGGACGCUGGCCCUGCAGUGCGCCAUGAAGGACCCGCAGAACUGCGCCCUGUCGGCGCUCACGCUGUGCGAGAAGGACCGCAUGGCCUUCGAGACGGCCUACCAGAUCGUGCUGGACGCCGCCUCCACGGGCAUGAGCCACGGGCAGCUGUUCACCGUGGCCCGCUACAUGGAGCACCGCGGCUACCCGGGCCGCGCCUACAAGCUGGCCACGCUGGCUCUGCCCCACCUCAGCCUCAGCUACAACCAGGACACGCACCCGGCCAUCAACGACGUGCUGUGGGCCUGCGCGCUCAGCCUCAGCCUGGGCAAGAGCGAGCUGGCGGCCGUGGUGCCCCUGGUGGUGAAGAGCGUGAAGUGCGCCACCGUGCUGUCGGACAUCCUGCGGCGCUGCACGGCGGGCGUGGCCGGGGGCGCGGCCGGGGGCGGGGCCGGGGGCGUGGCCCUGCCGGGGAGGCGGAGCUCGGGCAAGGCGGCGGCCAUGUCGCUGGACAAGGCGCCGCUCAGGCAGCUGCUGGACGCCACGGUGGGGGCCUACGUCAACACCACGCACUCGCGGCUCACCCACAUCAGCCCGCGGCACUACGGCGAGUUCAUCGAGUUCCUGGGCAAGGCGCGCGAGACCUUCCUCAUGGCGCACGACGGCCACGCCCAGUUCACGCAGUUCAUCGACAACCUGAAGCAGAUCUACAAGGGCAAGAAGAAGCUGAUGAUGCUGGUGAGGGAGCGCUUCGGAUGACCGGGCCCCCCGCCCCCCCCCCCCCGCCCUCGCCCCCCACUCUCCGUCCACCUUCCAUUACUUGAGCCUUUCUUCUUCUGAAAAUGGACAAAAGGGGAAAGAAAGGGUGCGGGAAGAAGACAGAGAGCCACACCGGUAUUAUUAUCAUUAUUAUUGUCGUUAUUAUUAUUGCCUACGAUUGCCUGUACAUACUUGUUUUCGGUUGACGAUAGCGGAAACUGUCACGUGGUGAAAAGUGCGUUUUUUUAGAGACGAAGGCGGGCGGAGAGGAACAGUUUCGCUCUGUUGUCGUUUUAUACUGAGUAUAAUAUGUUGUCUAGUGGCGGGAGUGAAGCAUGCAGUGCAGCUGUGUUCAAACAAAGUCUCGGCUUUAACGAUCGCAUGAAACCUGAUACGCCCGUUACCCGCACUUCCUGAAAGCGCGAGAGAAAACGGUCCUGUUUUAACCCUUUGAAGAGAAGGUUUUUUUGGGGUUUUUUUUUUUUUUUUUGGAAUGUUUUUUUAAAAAUUCCAAGGCAGUGUUCUAGAACUCAGUUGCUUUCAAUUACCAGUAGUGAUUGUUACAUCAGCGUUAGAAUGUUCAGUUAAGAGCAUUCUAAUCACGUGUUUGUGACCUCACGCUUUAAAGGGUUAACCUUCGUCAAGAGCCGAGAAGUUUAAUGGGACAGUCGAGGUUCCCAGAAUCCCCUAGGGAUUGCCUGGAGGCGGGGCUAAGGAAGGGGCGGGGCUCAGAGGGCGGGGCUCACUGGAGCGGAAACUUCAGCGACUGUCAACAUACUUUCUCAGGGAUAUCUUUCUCGCAGGAAAAAAAGUGAAAAUGAAAACAAAAAAAGGAGAGCGUUUAUUGUAUUGUGUAUAUAAUACAGGAUAUGUCAAGGAAAAAAAAGUAUAAUGUUAACUAAUUUAUAAAGCAUAUUCUAUGUAAUGCAAAAACAAUACUUGAAGCUGCGGUAGCUUUGUACACAAAACACAUCAGAAGGACGACCCUGGACUUUUGGGGGGGGGGGGGGGGGGAUCUAUGCAGACCACUGUAAUGAAUAGGAAAUAAUAUUGGUGGUCAUAUUUUGAAACCAUAUGCAAAAUAUAUUUUCACUAUAAAGAAAGCAGCCACACGCAUGCAUGACAAAUAAAAACACACACGCAUAGAUACACACACACUCAAACUACCACACAUAUGUGGACAUACUCACACAUGCAUAGAUACACACACACUCAAACUACCACACAUAUGUGGACAUACUCACACAUGCAUAGAUACACACACACUCAAACUACCACACAUAUGUGGACAUACUCACACACAUGCAUAGAUACACACGUACUCACACUACCACACAUAUGAGGACAUACACUCACACAUUGUAACACACACCCAGGCACGCAGUAUUGGCCCCACUGGUUGGAGGGUGGGAUGCGAGUGCUGGCGCUGAGAAUUGUAAAUUGCCGGAACACUGUGUCCCACUCCUCUCUCCCAGUCCGGGAACACACUUCCAGAAAGUCUGCCGACCCGUCCAGGGAUUGGAUCUGAGGUUUAUGAGGCCAACAUCCUCCUUGCAAUGUGAAACCGCAGAGGACAGGUUUGGCCUGGCUUUGGGUUCACAGUUGUCCCACAGCACAGCAGUUAGUGGUGGCAAAGACAAUCUUUGCCAGCCCCAGUCUUAAGGAGUCCUUCUAAAAAUACAGCUCGGUGUAACUUAACACCCUGAUGAAUGCACAUCGUGCUCAUAAACUUGCUGCUUUGUCACAUUUGACGCAGCUGUGCCAUUGUGGUGUCACAAUGCUUUGCGAUUAUGAUGACAGAAUGCCGUGCCAUUACGAUGUCACAGUAAUGCUUCGGAAUGCUCAGUGUUGAGUUUGGGAGCCCGUUCUAAAAUUCUGCUCUCGGUCUUAAAGUCUGCUUUGUUGCUGGUCUCAUUUCAGCCGAACGGCCAGUUGUUUUUUUGUGAAUAUACCUUUUCUGUUCCUGUAAUUUUACAGCUCUUCCAAGAUCACUAGACGGGACUUCUGAAGACCAAACUCCCUUUCUUUUGAUGAAAGCCAACUUUUAUCUGAAUGGUUUCCAAAAAAUGUUCUGCUUUUAAAAAAGCAAUUUGUCAUGUUUUUGAUGUUAAAAAGAAAAAAAGAAAACAAAGAAAAAAAAAAGUUGUUGGUUGCCUUUUGUUCCCACAAUUUGAAAAUUUCCAAGAGGUUUAUUCUGGGUUUUGUUGUGUUGUUUAUUUUGAGCAAGUUAUGUUUAACAUUUUAUUUAUUAUUUUUAUCAGUAAGACUGUACAUCACCACCUGUGUAAACUUGGUCAUGGAACUGAAAUUAAGAUUUUAUACACAAAUUUAUUUAUGUAACAAAAUCACUGUUUUAUAUACUUGAUAAUGAUCCAAUGAUUGCAUUUUUUGUUCUUGUAUUAAUUAAAAACCUUUUUUUCCAGAGUUA